AUGGUGAAACAGCAAGAACUUACAAACAAGAACAAUGAAGCUUCCACAAGAAAUAUAGAAAGGCAGAUUGGGCAGCUUUCCAAGCAAGCUGUGAUCGAAAGGCCAACAAGCUCACUCCCAAUUGACAUCAUUCCAAAUCCUAAAGAAGAAUGCAAAGCUAUACAGUUAAGGAGUGGAAAAACCUUGGUGAAUGACAAGAAGCCAACUGAGAAUGAUGAAGCCAGUAGCAAUAAUGAUGCUACACUCAACAAAGAUGAUCAAGAGAAGCCUGAAGAGAGAGAGAAGCAGCCACAAAUCUCAAGAAAAGGGAAGCAAAUAAUGGAAGAAUCAUCUCAAGGACAGAAGCAAGUGGAGAAGACUUUCACACCUCCCUUGCCAUACCCUCAAAGGUUCAACAAGGAAACCAAUGAUCAACACUUCCCCAAGUUCCUUGAAGAGCUCAUCAACAAAAAGAGAAGUUGGCAUGAGAAGGAAAUAGUGCUUCUCACUGAAGAAUGCAGUGCUAUGAUUCAAAGGGGUAUUCCACCAAAGCUUAAAGAUCCAGGGAGUUUUGUAGUUUCAUGUACCAUAGGUAAGAUGACAUUAGACAAAGUUCUCUGUGAUCUUGGUGCUUGUAUCAAUUUGAUGCCCCUAUCAAUGAUGAGAAAGCUUGCCAUAGAAGAACUCAAACCUACCAGGAUGUCAUUGGUAAUGGCUGAUAGAUCAAUCAAGACACUCAAUGGCAUUGUGGAAAAUCUAUUGGUGAAGGUUAGAGAGUUUAUCUUCCCUGCAAACUUUGUGAUUUUGGACACAGAAGAGGAAGGAAACAAUUCAAUCAUUUUAAGAAGACCGUUUCUAGCCACAGUAAGAGCUAUUAUUGAUGUGAAAAAGGGAGAAAUGAUCUUUAGAGUGCACAAUGAGCAAACAGUCAUCAAUGUUUUCAAAGCAAUGCAAUACCCCCUUGAGCAAGAAGAUUACAUGAAAGUAGAUAUGAUCGAAAGUUUGGUGGAAGAAAUGUUGGAAGCCAAUCAUCAUGAGCAACAAAAAGAAGAAGGGGAAGAAGAUCAGGAGACAAUGGAAGCACAAGUAGCUAAAAUUUCCAUUGAGAAAGAGGUGAAACAAGACAAGAAGGAAGAAAUUCCAAAACAAGAAUUGAGCCUCUCCCUAUUCAUCUCAAAUAUGCAUUCCUUGGCACAGCAGAUAGCUUUCCAGUGA
This is a messenger RNA of Arachis stenosperma, 1194 nucleotides long. RefSeq lists its product as uncharacterized. The transcript is spliced from 2 exons. The record is from RefSeq and is a predicted model, not a curated record. The coding region runs from base 1 to 1194 and encodes 397 amino acids. NCBI's taxonomy places the organism in Eukaryota, Viridiplantae, Streptophyta, Magnoliopsida, Fabales, Fabaceae.